Molecule: messenger RNA, 1559 nt
Organism: Dermacentor andersoni
Lineage: Eukaryota; Metazoa; Arthropoda; Arachnida; Ixodida; Ixodidae
Biological process (GO): regulation of transcription by RNA polymerase II; developmental process
Molecular function (GO): DNA-binding transcription factor activity, RNA polymerase II-specific; RNA polymerase II transcription regulatory region sequence-specific DNA binding; protein dimerization activity
Source: RefSeq, a predicted model, not a curated record
CUUUCUCGUUUCGACAAGGGGUGUUUGAAGACAGCAGCUUCGCAAGGUUUUAUUAUUCUCUCCGAACAAAGAAGACCUUGAUCAGUUUCGUUCAGCCCUGUGAUACGCUCGGGAAAUUCAGAGAAGUUCUGUGGAUUGCUCACGGUCCAGACAAGACGGCAGCAAAGGGACGAGCGACCUCUAGUGGGAUAAAAAGAUGGCGAUACCUCGGAAGUCCUGACGCAUAGCGUUAAGGCGACGUGUUGCGUGAGGCAACGACGGUUGGGGCCACGCAUGCGCAGAGGCGACGACUCUUCACUAGCUUCAGCGAUGUGCUCUUACUCGGGCAGCUUGUUAACGGAAGAUGGGUUAUACCUGUGGAGGUAGCAUUUCGUAUGUUUCCCGAUUAUUAGGAAUACAAAACGCGGAGGCGGUGUUUGAUGGUGACUGCGGGGCGGAUUAGGGCGGAGCGGCGUAAACUUGGUUCGGUCGCCUUGUGAAAUGUUUAUUAUUGAUCUGUAUCUGAUGACAGGACAGACUAAACUGUCGAUAAACGACACGGCUUUCUUGCACGGCGGAAAAUCACUGGAGUUUUACUGCUGAUUUCUCCGGCACGCGCUGAACGAACAUUGUUGUGAUGGAAGACUUUCUCAGUUUGGACUUUGACACGUCUGACUGCUCUUGGAAGCUGUGGGACGGCAUCGAACAGGAACCGUGUUAUUUUGACGGACUCCUGGAGCUGGACAUUGUGUCUGAGCUCGGCCUGUGCACUUCCUCUUCGGACGACACCUCUCUGGGUCUGUCUCCUCUGCUUGAAGAGCCACCUGUCCUGACGAAUGACUGCUGCCAGCAGCACCUGCAGGCGACGUUGCCCGAAAGCGAGGCCGACGCAAGCCCCGACGCGUGUGACGUGGCCACGGUAGCCGCGCCGUUGAACGUCUACGACGUCACUACCGCACUUCCCAAGGCUAGAAGCCAAGCCAAAGCCACGUCCCGGAACGCUGCCCGGGAACGUAGCCGGGUGAGGAGCCUUCGCAGCGCUUUCCAGGCACUGCAGAGUUCGCUGCCAUCUGUGCCUCCGGACACCAAGCUUUCCAAGCUGGACAUCUUGGUCCUAGCGUCCAACUACAUCGCACACCUGGGGGCGUUGCUCUCGGACGAGGAACUGCAACAGAGCGAUGACAGUUCCGCGGACGACUCCACGGGCAGAGAACUUGAAUCGGCCAGCAGCCGGAGCUACCUCCAUCCCGUCAAGAAGUGGCCUAUGCGUUCCCGCCUCUACGCCGGUGCCAAGCCAUACGCAGACGACAGAACCAGAAGGCACGCCAGCGACCUGUUCCAGACGAAGAAGUCUGCCAAGAACGUCUGGAGGCGCCAGGACUCAAGGACGUAGGCGAGCUACGACGAAGAGUGCAUGCGCCAAGUGCUGGUGCUACUGAAAACAUGAUGGCAGCUACGCUUGAUGUGUUCGGACUCUGUGCAAACUAGGAACACGUUUGGGGACUGUAAUCGUGACGUUGUGCGAUUGAAGGAAGAAGUCGCUUCGCGGUAAUAACGCGUAAAUGAUAUUCAGCCCCCGA